CUGCAGGGGGCGCGGGCGCCAGCCACGCGGACAUGAGGCGGAGGCUGCGCCUCCGCGGCGACGCGUCGCUCACGCUGCUCCUCGGCGCCGCCCUCGGCCUCCUUCUCUACGCACAGCGCGAGGGCGCGGCCCCGACGACAAGCGCCCCGCGAACGCAAGGGAAGGCAGCGCCAGGGCCCACUCCGGGACUCCGCGUCUUCCAGGCGCCGGACGCAGGCGCAGCCCCGGCCCCGGCCCCGCUGGCCUAUGAAGGGGACACACCGGCGCCGCCCACACCCACGGGGCCCUUUGACUUUGGCCGCUACCUGCGCGCCAAGGACCAGCGGCGCUUCCCCCUGCUCAUUAAUCAGCCGCACAAGUGCCGAGGAGAUGGCGCACCUGAAGGUGGACCCGACUUGCUCAUCGCCGUCAAGUCAGUGGCGGCGGACUUCGAGCGGCGCCAAGCCGUGCGCCAGACGUGGGGUGCUGAGGGUCGCGUGCAGGGGGCGCUCGUGCGCCGCGUGUUCUUGCUGGGCGUGCCCAGGGGCGCGGGUACAGACGGGGCAGACGCGGAGGGGGAGGGCACGCGAACCCACUGGCCUGCCCUGCUGCGUGCUGAGAGCCGCGCGUACGCGGACAUCCUGCUCUGGGCUUUCGACGACACUUUCUUCAACCUAACGCUCAAGGAGAUCCACUUUCUCGCCUGGGCCUCGGCCUACUGCCCCGACGUGCGCUUCGUUUUUAAGGGCGAUGCAGACGUGUUCGUGCACGUGGGGAACCUGCUGGAGUUCCUGGCGCCGCGGGACCCGGCGCAGGACCUGCUUGCGGGCGAUGUGAUCGUGCAGGCUCGGCCAAUCCGCGCGCGGACCAGUAAAUACUACAUCCCUGAGGCGGUGUACGGCCUGCCCGCCUACCCGGCCUAUGCAGGUGGUGGUGGCUUUGUGCUUUCGGGGGUCACGCUGCGUCGCCUGGCCGGUGCCUGCGCGCAAGUUGAGCUUUUCCCCAUUGACGACGUCUUUCUGGGCAUGUGUCUACAGCGCCUUCGGCUCACACCCGAGCCCCACCCUGCUUUCCGCACCUUUGGCAUCCCCCGGCCGUCAGCAGCGCCGCACCUGCGCACCUUUGACCCCUGCUUUUACCGGGAGCUGGUUGUAGUACACGGGCUCUCGGCCGCCGACAUCUGGCUCAUGUGGCGCCUACUGAAUGGGCCCCAAGGGCUAGCCUGUGCCCGUCCGUGGCCUGUCGCUGCUGGCUCUUUCCAGUGGGGCCCCUAGCCACCUUCAUGGCCCCAAGCUCCCCUCACUCAGACCCAGGAUGAUUAUCGCCCUGUAUGUAGUUCUUUCCCAGAGGCGGAAGAUUUCACAAAUCUAGCCCAUAUCACCAGAAGUCUGCCUCCACAGGUCCCCAGGGAAUUAAGACUGAACUUGGCUCCUGCUGGCCUACCUUAUUCGGAGCUGAUCUAGAACCACCUGGAUGGUAGCCCUUUGAGACAGCCAGGGCUGAGGCCUUAGAGCACCAGGCUCUGCCAAACAGGUAGACAAGUUUGGCCCUCCUACUACCAAGUAGGUUUUUGGGGGUUGGGGAUGGGUGGUCGCAGAGGCUCAUGGAAUCUGACCAUACUCCUUGAUUUGGAAGUCCUAGAGUGAUGCAAAUGCAGGUCUCUCCCAAGGCUGGAGGAGGUGUGGGGUCCUGGAACUGGCAGGCAUUUUGUUACAACUCAAUCUGAAGGUAGGCAUUUUGCUUCCCACCUGCCCAUCCAAAUUGGGAUUUUCAGCCCUGUACUGAUCUUUAGAUCUUCUACUGAGGUCUCCCUUCCCGAAACCAACCCCUCCUGGGCCCUGGUCUGGCUGCAACACCAGGGAUGGAGGCACACAGGGACAAACAAGUGCAUGGUCUUACCUAGAGUCUUUCCUCACCACAUAAGAAUUUACACACACACAACAAUGCCAGUCUCCUACUAGAGGCUGUGCUGCCCCACUCAGAAGAGCCAAGAACCUAAGAUGACUCCACCAUAAAAUUUCCCAUAUCUUUCACCCACUUUCUUAAAAAUCAACACCUCCAUGCUUAUUUUAGUACAAACAU
This is a messenger RNA of Neomonachus schauinslandi (Hawaiian monk seal), 2061 nucleotides long. It is a transcript of the gene B3GNT9, whose product is annotated as UDP-GlcNAc:betaGal beta-1,3-N-acetylglucosaminyltransferase 9. Gene Ontology annotation, cellular component: membrane. Gene Ontology annotation, molecular function: hexosyltransferase activity. Lineage: Eukaryota; Metazoa; Chordata; Mammalia; Carnivora; Phocidae. The record is from RefSeq and is a predicted model, not a curated record. The coding region runs from base 33 to 1253 and encodes 406 amino acids. The transcript has a single exon.